AUGGGGUCUGGAAGCAGCCUGGGUAUUGCUCUGCUGUGCUGGGCACUGGCUGAAGUGGUGUCUUACAGCCCCUGGGAUCUCUCCCCAAGGGACUCAGGGGUCUUGAGGGUCCGAGGGGACUCUUCGUGGAGAUGGCACCAGGUGCCUUCCUUCUCCCAGCCCUCCCCGUGGGCAUGGGUGGACGUCUCCCAGCUCCAGGCUGCUGCCCCCCUGCACCCCGUGGCUGUGCAGUGUCAGGAGGCACAGAUGGUGCUCACAGUGCACCGGGACCUCUUUGGCACUGGGCGCCUGGUCCAGGCUGGGGACCUGACCCUGGGCACGGCCAGCUGCCCGGCCACAGCCCAAAAUGCUGCUGAGAAAGUGGUGACCUUUGUGGCUGGGCUGCAUGAGUGUGGCAGCACCCUACAGAUGACCCCAGACUCCCUGAUCUACAAAACAAGCUUGUUCUACAAACCCACUGCCGCUGGCAACACGGUCAUUGUAAGAACCAGCCCAGCCGUGGUUCCUAUCGAGUGUCACUACCCCAGGAAGAGCAACGUGAGCAGCAAUGCUGUCCGGCCUACCUGGGCUCCCUUCCACUCCACGCUGUCAGGGGAAGAGAAGCUGGUGUUCUCCCUGCGCCUCAUGAGCGAUGACUGGAGCUCCGAGAGGCUCUCCAAUGGCUUCCAGCUGGGGGAAAGCCUGCACCUCCAGGCCGAUGUUGUGGUGGGGGGCCACGUGCCCCUGCGCCUCUUUGUGGAGGACUGCGUGGCGACUCCGAGUGCAGACCGGAGCUCCUUGCCCCGCUACGCUUUGAUUGACCUCAGCGGGUGCUUGGUGGAUGGGAGAGCUGAUGACACCACCUCAGCAUUCGUGUCCCCACGGCCGAGGCAGGAAACGCUGCAGUUUGUGGUCGAUGCUUUCAAGUUUGCAGGAGAUGACAGGAACCUGAUCUACAUCACCUGCCACCUGAAGGUCUCCCCAGCUGACCAGGCCCCAAACCCACUGAACAAGGCCUGUUCCUUCAACAAAGCCAGCAGCCUCUGGGCUCCCGUGGAGGGCACCGGGGACAUCUGCAGCUGCUGUGAGACGGGCAACUGUGCACUGUAUGGAGGCUACUCCCGGAGAAAUAACCCCCUGGCCAGGUGGCCAGGGAGGCGCUUGAGGAGAGACAUUUCUUCCAGGCAAGGGAAAUGA
This is a messenger RNA of Cygnus atratus (black swan), 1176 nucleotides long. RefSeq names its product zona pellucida sperm-binding protein 3-like. Lineage: Eukaryota; Metazoa; Chordata; Aves; Anseriformes; Anatidae. The coding region runs from base 1 to 1176 and encodes 391 amino acids. The transcript has 8 exons. The record is from RefSeq and is a predicted model, not a curated record. Gene Ontology annotation, cellular component: extracellular matrix. Gene Ontology annotation, molecular function: acrosin binding. Gene Ontology annotation, biological process: positive regulation of acrosome reaction; binding of sperm to zona pellucida; egg coat formation.